This is a messenger RNA of Chaetomium strumarium, 924 nucleotides long. Its product is annotated as glycoside hydrolase family 45 protein. NCBI's taxonomy places the organism in Eukaryota, Fungi, Ascomycota, Sordariomycetes, Sordariales, Chaetomiaceae. Gene Ontology annotation, biological process: carbohydrate metabolic process. Gene Ontology annotation, cellular component: extracellular region. Gene Ontology annotation, molecular function: cellulase activity; cellulose binding. Bases 1 to 924 code for a protein of 307 amino acids. The record is from RefSeq and is a predicted model, not a curated record. The transcript is spliced from 4 exons.
AUGCGUUCUACCCCAGUUCUCCGCACAGCCUUGGCUGCUGCUCUGCCCCUUGUUGCAUCCGCCGCGGAUGGCAAGUCUACCAGAUACUGGGACUGCUGCAAGCCGUCGUGCUCGUGGUCUGGAAAGGCCUCGGUGAGCCAGCCUGUCUUCGCCUGCGAUGCCAACUUCAACCGCCUCACCGACGUCAACGCCAAGUCCGGGUGCGAUGGCGGCUCGGCCUACUCCUGUGCCGACCAGACUCCCUGGGCGGUGAACGAUAACCUCGCCUAUGGUUUCGCGGCAACACACAUCGCUGGCGGGUCCGAGGCGUCAUGGUGCUGCGCGUGCUACGCCCUCACAUUCACUUCGGGCCCUGUGGCGGGCAAGACAAUGGUUGUCCAGUCCACCAGCACGGGCGGCGACUUAGGCAGCAACCACUUUGACCUCGCCAUGCCGGGUGGUGGCCUGGGUAUCUUCAACGGCUGCUCGUCCCAGUUCGGCGGCCUGCCUGGCGCGCAGUAUGGCGGGAUUUCGUCGCGCGCCGAGUGCGACUCGUUCCCCGACGCUCUCAAGCCAGGCUGCCAGUGGCGCUUCGACUGGUUCAAGAAUGCCGACAACCCGACCUUCACCUUCGAGCAGGUGCAGUGCCCGGCCGAGCUCGUUGCCCGGACAGGCUGCAGGCGCGACGACGACUCCAAGUUCCCGGCCUUCACUCCCAGCGGCGGCAGCGGCUCAUCAAAGCCGUCAUCGGCCGCGUCUUCGCCAAGUCCAUCUUCUCCCUCGGCCAUUUCCAAGCCAAGCCCGUCCCCUGCCGCCCAGACCUCCGAUAGCUGCACCGCUCAGCGCUGGUCACAGUGUGGCGGGAAUGGAUUUACCGGCUGCACAACGUGCGUCUCGGGAACCACCUGCCAGAAGCAGAACGACUGGUACUCGCAAUGCCUUUAA